AUGGCGGCCUCACCUACUCCAGCGCGCAGACGCUACCCCCGCUCUGAAGCUGCAUCACCUGCGCGCAUGCGUGAGUGCUCUCAGAAGGAUGCUCCGCUCGAUGUAUUUUUUUUUGGGUUUAUUACGUCGUUGGUUUUUUAUAUCGUGGGGAUCUGGACGUACGUUGCCCAGUCGACCGUGUUUCCAGAAACUGCCGGCACAGGCUCCUCCAGCUUGACAAAUCCGGCGACCACCGGCGACUCGCCGCUGCCGCCCGGAGAAUCCGUGCCCCAGCGCACCCCCACCCUCGCCCCUUUCAAUGACCCCAGCUCCGCCUCUCCCUCGCCGGCGGUCCCGAAUUCCAGGCGGCGCUGCUCGUGGGAAGUCCCGACAGGAGCUGCGCGUGGGGCGCUUCCCGGUGGACUACGGACGCGUCCACGAGCUACUGCGCGGCGUUUUCCAUGGAGAGCCUGCCGUCGCCGCGGUUCCUCUCCCCGUCCGGCAGGGAACGAGCGGAUGGCGGACCAGGCCGCGCGAACACUCUCCGGCUUGGUGGAUCCUUUAGAUCAAAUAAAGUGGUAACCUGCAAGUGGCAUGAUUAGUACUAGAUUGACAAUUCGGUCUUUGCGUUUGGCUCUUAUCUGCUCAGCUCAACUAUGGGAUAAGAAGACUUGAUCUUGCUAGAGUGAGAUCCAUGUAUGUUGACAC
This is a messenger RNA of Lolium perenne, 687 nucleotides long. The record is from RefSeq and is a predicted model, not a curated record. NCBI's taxonomy places the organism in Eukaryota, Viridiplantae, Streptophyta, Magnoliopsida, Poales, Poaceae.